AUUAAAGCAAUCAGAACUCUAUUAAGAAUCCUUGUGAUCUGAAUGCUCACAUUUUUAACUGUAACUUACAACAAAGAAUAAAUUUCCAUUGCAUAAAUUGCUAUAAAAUGAUACAAUUCAUACUUUUACUGCCUAUAUUUAUUGCGUGUGGCAUUGCACAACCAGUUGAAGAUUAUUAUUGGCCUAAAAAUGUGAUAACCGUUCCUCCAAACUGCCCUCCCGGACAGCAAUGGGUUAACGGAGAAUGCCGCGAUAUAUGGAGAUUUUUUGAAGUCAUGGAACACGUCCCUGAAGACGAGGAAAAUGAUGACGAUUUGGAGCCUAAUAAUAUGAUAAUAGUGCCAAACAACUGUAGACCGGGUCAGCAAUGGGUAAAUGGACAGUGCCGUGACAUUUGGAGGCAAAACGGUGUAAUGCCCUCGAACACUAUUACUGUUCCGCCAAAUUGUCCAAAGGGACAGGAAUAUGUUAAUGGUGAAUGCCGCGAAAUCUGGAGAAGUCCCUCCGUGCUAUUAGAAAAGCUUAUGGUCAGCGAUUUGGAUGUCCCAAAGGAACAAAAGCAGAUUGACGAAGAAAUGUCGGUUGACGCUGUCGAUUUAUUGGGUGAACCAUUGAAUAAAAAUAUUAUAAACAUACCAAACCAUUGUCCUGUGGGUUUUAAGCCCGACGCUUUAGGUUUUUGCCGUCCCAUUUUUGGUGAAGUUGUAUAAACGUGUAAAUUUGAUCAACGUAAUAAUAAAUAUAAUAUUAUUAUAAUCGCUUA
Molecule: messenger RNA, 763 nt
Organism: Manduca sexta (tobacco hornworm)
Lineage: Eukaryota; Metazoa; Arthropoda; Insecta; Lepidoptera; Sphingidae
Exons: 3
Coding region: 108-710 (200 amino acids)
Source: RefSeq, a predicted model, not a curated record